AUGAAGUGCACAACAGCCGCCGCCCUGGUCUGUCUGGCCACCUCCGCCGCAGCCGCACCGACGCCUAAGCCGUUCAUCCCCCCUAGCGACUUGUUCAAAGGUUUUAAUGAGCUUAAUGGAGAAUCGGUCUACAAUGGCUUGUUCAGCAAGGACGGGCCCAGCAAGGAUGCGUCCAAGAAGUUUGACCACAAGAAGACCAUGCUGAAGCCCUACAAGUACGAAGACGCCCUCAAGUGGGACGGCUCUGGGUCUGAACCCUACGACUGGGGCUUCAACUGGAACCGCCGUCCCUUCAGGAAUGACCAUCCGGGCGAGAGCGAGGAGGACCGGAAGAAGAAGGAGGAGGACCGCAAGAAGAAGGAGGAGGAGGACCGGAAGAAGAAGGACGAUGAGCGCAAGAAGGAGGAGGAGGAGCGUAAGAAGAAGGACGAUGAGCGCAAGAAUAAGGAGGAAGAGGACAAGAAGAACAACGACAACAAGGGCGAUUGGAAGAUCAAAAACUUCAACCGCAAAUGCUCCAACGGUGGCGACGGCAAAGACGAAUCAAAGGACAAGGACUGCACCAUCUCGUUUGAGAUUGAACAGCCCGGCAAGUCCUCGAGCAAGUGCGAGUACAAGAUUGACAACUUGCGCGCGUCCAUCUCGAACCACAAGUGCAACGACAACGGCAACGAGUACAACAUCGGUGCCCAGUGGAGCGACUUCUUCGGCGCCGACAAGGGCUUCACCACCCUCUCGGUCGUCGACCAGAAGAACAAGCGCAUUGUCUGGCCCGCUUACUCUGACACGGAGCUCAAGAACGGCCAGAACUUCAGUCCUGACAAGACUUACAAGUCUCAAGAGGUUCCCAAGUGA
Molecule: messenger RNA, 855 nt
Organism: Pyricularia pennisetigena
Lineage: Eukaryota; Fungi; Ascomycota; Sordariomycetes; Magnaporthales; Pyriculariaceae
Exons: 1
Coding region: 1-855 (284 amino acids)
Source: RefSeq, a predicted model, not a curated record